AUGGGUCGUUUAUUGAGAUUUUCAAUUGAUGAACCUUUUUCUAAACCCUUAAUAAUUAUUGCUCUUCAAAUUGCUUUUAUAUCUGCAUUAAUUUCAUAUUAUGGCGUGGAAAUCCCUAUGCAGCCUGUUUAUGACUUUUUUCGGAUAAAUUUACAAAAGGUUAAACAAAAUUGUGGAUUUCUUCCUAUUGAAAAUUUGUUCAAUAGUUUUACACGGCGUAAAACUUCAGAAAGUCAAAGAAAUGAAGGUUUAAAGCAGAAGCAACGAAAAGAAAUAAUUUCCUCAGAAAACGGGAAUUCUUUUAAACUUGAUAAAAAUGAGAAUUAUUUUGUAUUUACGACUGAUCAACUUGCUUUAUUUGAUGGGACUCGUUCUUCGAAGCCUGUUUAUUUGGCAAUACUUGGACGUGUUUUUAAUGUUGAAAAAGGAAAAAAGCAUUAUGGACGUGGUGGUGGAUAUAACUUUUUUGCUGGUCGAGAUGCAACUCGAGCAUUUGUGUCGGGCGAUUUUUCAGAAGAAGGACUUUCUGAUGAUGUAAAUUUUGAAGAUAUAUUUUAA
Molecule: messenger RNA, 558 nt
Organism: Meloidogyne enterolobii
Lineage: Eukaryota; Metazoa; Nematoda; Chromadorea; Rhabditida; Meloidogynidae
Source: the annotation of a GenBank genome assembly